AGCCGAGAAACCAGGGCAACGUCACCGCACAAUCGCUGCCUGGCAGCGUUCUCAAGAGCGCUCAGUGUGGAUGAUUCGGGGGGCUGCUGCAAAAUGCAGUCACCCCGGCUCGCUCUAUGCAUUUACUUAUUUAUCUGAUUUCUAUACCGCCCUUCUGAUGUCGCGGCUCGUCUUCUACGAUUUACACCUAUACCUUUUUUAAAAAAACAGCGACUCUCGCUGUUUAUCGCAGCCGCCGCCAAACCAGUUGGAAAGAACCAGUUUCCUCCACCACCACCCGUCCCGCACGUGGUACGGCCAAGCCCGCCCCGGGGGCUGGCUGACAAGCUGGCCGCCUGCCGGGUUGCUCCAGGGGAAGUCGGGGCUGUUCGUCCGCGGUGAUCAACCGGCGUCGCUCGUUGGGCUUAGGCCUUUUCCAGGAUAGUGCUGCACCUCAGACGCAGAAUGGCCUGUGCUACUCAAAAUCUGUUUUUAUAUUUGUGGGCUAGGCCUCAGCCCUGUGUGCCAUUGCCAGUUCUCUCGGCAUUAUGGAAUCAAAGGAAGAACAGACACUUCAUGCAGCACUUCAGAUACACAACUGCUGUCAUUUCAGGAGAGGAGAAUGCAGCCACUGUGGAAAGCCUUUAUGCAUUAUCUGUGGAUAUUAAAAAGAUCCGCAGAUUAAAGCCAUGGGUGCUCUCAAAAGAGGUGGCUUAUGUCAAAGAAACUGCCGAGAUUUUGCAAGAAAUGGGAGCUGAUAGGAGUGCUGUAGCAUAUAUUUUGGAACGCUGUCCCGAGGCUAUCCUCUGUAGGCCUACAGAUAUCAGCUGUCAAAGAGACCUGUGGUUGUCUGUUUGCCGAAAUGAAAAACAACUGGUUGAAUUAGUUAAACGGUUCCCAGAGUCCUUUUUUACAGUUGCGCACUAUGAAAACCAGACAGCCAACAUUAGAUUCUUUCAAGACUUGGGUCUAAAGAAUACAAUCAUCAGCAGGCUCCUAACAGGUGCAUCAAAUAUUUUUUACAAUCCUGUUGAGAAGAACAAGCAUAUGAUAGACACCCUGCAAAGUAAUUUUCUAAGUCUAGGCGGUUCACGGGAGAACAUGAAAAAUUGGCUACUGAAAUUACUGAGCCAAAACCCAUUUAUUUUGUUAAAUUCAUCUGCCAUUGUCCAAGAAAACUUGGAGUUUCUUCAGAAGAACCAUUUUACUGAUUCAGAUGUUUUAAGUCUGCUCUCCAAACUCAAAGGGUUUAUUUUUCAACUUAACCCUUGCACAAUGCAGGACAGCAUGUUGUUCUCCAAGAAUGUUUUCAAGUGCAGUGAUCAAGAAUUAAAGGACCUUAUUAUAAAGUGCCCUGCCCUUCUCUACUAUUCAGUUCCAGUUUUGGAAGAAAGACUGGAGGGACUGUUGAAAGCAGGCAUUUCCGUAGACCAGAUUAAAGAGACACCAGCCAUUCUGGAACUGACAACAGAAAUUGUGCAAUACAGAAUAAAAAAAUUAGCUGCUUUAGGAUAUAAUGUAAAAAGUGGAACUCUAGAACAUCUGAACGGAACAAAAAAGGAUUUUGAAGCUACUUAUGGAAAGAUACAAGCAAAAAGAGAAAGACCAUUAUUUAAUCCAGUUGCUCCUUUAAGAAUUGAAGAUUGAUUUCCAGCACCCGCUUAAACCAUGCUAGUGAACCCAGGUGAAAAGACUGUGGUUCUCCUUUCACAACUGGAAUAAAUUGAACCUAAUUGGUGCUCAAAGUUAGUUUUUAUUCAGACCUUACAUCAGUCUUACAAACUUGAACUCAGCAAGUAAUGGGAUUGCAAGCUUCCCCACCUAAUUGGAUACCAGCUUAUCAGGAACUUUAGCCCAAUGAUGUUGCCUUGAGUUGUACUGCUGAUAUGGAGAGUAUUAUACUAGCUACCAGAAAAAUAAAGCAACUAGAACAUUCA
Hemicordylus capensis (graceful crag lizard) is the source of this 1916-nucleotide messenger RNA. It is a transcript of the gene MTERF2, whose product is annotated as mitochondrial transcription termination factor 2. The transcript is spliced from 2 exons. The coding region runs from base 445 to 1626 and encodes 393 amino acids. Gene Ontology annotation, cellular component: mitochondrial matrix. NCBI's taxonomy places the organism in Eukaryota, Metazoa, Chordata, Lepidosauria, Squamata, Cordylidae. The record is from RefSeq and is a predicted model, not a curated record. Gene Ontology annotation, biological process: regulation of DNA-templated transcription; termination of mitochondrial transcription. Gene Ontology annotation, molecular function: double-stranded DNA binding.